This is a messenger RNA of Desarmillaria tabescens, 704 nucleotides long. RefSeq names its product proteasome subunit alpha type 5. Gene Ontology annotation, cellular component: nucleus; proteasome core complex, alpha-subunit complex; proteasome core complex. Gene Ontology annotation, biological process: proteasomal protein catabolic process; ubiquitin-dependent protein catabolic process. The transcript has 6 exons. Lineage: Eukaryota; Fungi; Basidiomycota; Agaricomycetes; Agaricales; Physalacriaceae. The record is from RefSeq and is a predicted model, not a curated record. Bases 33 to 704 code for a protein of 223 amino acids.
AGCGCGUGAAUCUUUGUUUUGUUACUACCACCAUGUUUUUGACGCGUUCAGAGUAUGAUCGUGGUGUGAAUACGUUUUCACCUGAAGGACGACUGUUCCAGGUCGAGUAUGCUAUUGAGGCUAUCAAGCUCGGCUCUACAACGAUUGGAGUACGCACGCCAGAAGGAGUCGUCUUAGGCGUCGAACAACGAGUGCAGUCGCCGCUCCUCGAAGCCAGCUCGAUAGAAAAGAUCAUGGAAAUCGAUAGUCACCUAGGAUGCGCAAUGUCCGGACUCACCGCCGACGCGCGGACGAUGAUUGACCACGCCCGGGUGACGUCCCAGAACCAUGCUUUUACCUAUGACGAGAAGAUCAAGGUCGAGAGCGUCACGCAGGCUGUGUGUGAUUUGGCGCUGAGGUUUGGGGAGAGUGUGCAUGAUGAGGAGGCGAUGAUGAGUCGUCCAUUUGGCGUGGCGCUGCUUAUUGCGGGUAUGAUGCCAAGGCGAUUGGGUCUGGCUCGGAGGCGGCACAGAGUGAAGCUGCAGGAUAAAUGGCACAAGCAAAUGACGCUGCAAGAAGCGAGGACGCUGACGCUAAAAGUGUUGAAGCAGGUCAUGGAGGAAAAGCUCGAUCAUCACAAUGUCCAGCUUGCUCAGGUCACCCCUGCCAAUGGCUUUGAGAUUCUCGACGAAGCAGCGUUGAAGAGUGCGAUUCAAUUAAUGUAA